Messenger RNA from Eubalaena glacialis (North Atlantic right whale), 1296 nucleotides. Its product is annotated as transcription factor Sp6-like. Gene Ontology annotation, biological process: regulation of transcription by RNA polymerase II. NCBI's taxonomy places the organism in Eukaryota, Metazoa, Chordata, Mammalia, Artiodactyla, Balaenidae. Bases 1 to 1296 code for a protein of 431 amino acids. Gene Ontology annotation, molecular function: RNA polymerase II cis-regulatory region sequence-specific DNA binding; DNA-binding transcription factor activity, RNA polymerase II-specific. The record is from RefSeq and is a predicted model, not a curated record. The transcript is spliced from 4 exons.
AUGGAGGCCCCGAGCUCUCAGGAUGAUCCCUAUCAGGACAAGGUGAUGAAAGGCAGCCGAGAUAUCCGAUGGGCUCCCGCCCAGCUGAAAAGCAUGAGGGAAAGGUUCCUAGUGCAACUCCCAGCUAGAGACCUGCCGCAGUUACACAACCCACGGUGUGCACAGAAGUUCCUCACUGGACCCAUCGGGCACCCCCGGAUAUGCACAAAUGCACACUUUCCCAGGCUGCUCAAACGCCUGGUGCACAGGCGAGGAGGGCAGCUGUGGGGGCGGCUGGGCCUGUCUGGGCAGGGCUGGGACUGCCCCUCCUCCCCCUUGCAGCUCCUCCCGCUGACCCUGCAUUCUUAUCGGGGGCCUUUGUGCCAUGCCCACUGUUACUCCUCUCGGGUAACCUGCGAGGACCUGGAAAGCGACAGUCCCUUGGCCCCGGGACCCUCUUCCAAGCUCCUGCAGCCGGACGUGUCACACCAUUACGAAUCGUGGUUCCGGCCGACACGCCCAGGCACCGAGGAGGGCUCGUGGUGGGACCUUCAUCCGGGUACCAGCUGGAUGGACCUCCCCCACACUCAGGGCGCGCUGACCUCACCUGGCCACCCCGGGGCGCUUCAGGCUGGCUUGGGGGGCUACGUCGGAGACCACCAGCUUUGUGCCCAGCCGCCCCACCCACACCCGCACCCGCACCACCUCCUCCCAGCCGCCGGAGGGCAGCACCUCCUCGGGCCUCCCGACGGGGCGAAGGCCUUGGAAGCAGCCGCCCCGGAAUCCCAGGGGCUGGAUACCAGUCUGGAUGGGGCGGCCCGGCCCAAAGGCUCCCGGCGGUCAGCGCCCCGCAGCUCAGGCCAGACCGUGUGCCGCUGCCCCAACUGCCUGGAGGCGGAGCGACUGGGGGCUCCGUGCGGGCCCGAUGGGGGCAAGAAGAAGCAUUUGCACAAUUGCCACAUCCCGGGCUGUGGGAAAGCCUACGCCAAGACAUCGCACCUGAAGGCACACUUGCGCUGGCACAGCGGCGACCGCCCCUUCGUGUGCAACUGGCUCUUCUGCGGCAAGCGCUUCACGCGCUCCGACGAGCUGCAGCGCCGCCUCCAGACCCACACCGGCACCAAGAAGUUCCCCUGCGCAGUCUGCAGCCGAGUCUUCAUGCGCAGCGACCACCUGGCCAAACACAUGAAAACCCACGAGGGCGCCAAAGAGGAGGCUGCCGGGGCGGCGGCGGGAGAGGGCAAGGCCGGCGGAGCGGAGCCCCCCGGGGGCAAAGGCAAGCGCGAGGCCGAGGGCAGCGCGGCUCCCUGCAGCUGA